Musca vetustissima is the source of this 13859-nucleotide messenger RNA. It is a transcript of the gene kl-3, whose product is annotated as dynein axonemal heavy chain 8. Gene Ontology annotation, cellular component: dynein complex. Gene Ontology annotation, molecular function: ATP hydrolysis activity; dynein light intermediate chain binding; minus-end-directed microtubule motor activity. The transcript has 30 exons. Gene Ontology annotation, biological process: microtubule-based movement. The coding region runs from base 1 to 13854 and encodes 4617 amino acids. The record is from RefSeq and is a predicted model, not a curated record. Lineage: Eukaryota; Metazoa; Arthropoda; Insecta; Diptera; Muscidae.
AUGUCCUCGGAAGAGAAGAGAAAGAAACUCGAUGAGCGUAAUUCGUAUUACAUUCAGGUCAAGGCCAUUGAUCCGGAUCGCAAUAUUAAGAAGCUGCGAAAAAUAUUCGGUGUCUCACAUACCAUACAGAAGCAGACUUUGCGUCGUCUCAGUGUAACCGAUCAGGAAAAAGAAGAAUUGGAACGUAAACGACUGCAAAAUUUAAAGGAGCUGAGGCAGCAGCGCAUCUCAUCGUUGGGUGCAAAUCAUCGCUAUAUUUUGGAAAUUGUUGCAGACCUAAUGGGAGCUAUGGAAACAGAUGAAAUUAUAGCUGGUGUGGUGGAUGAUCCGGGAUUUGUUGAUUUACUCUCUUCGCUCUGCGAGAAAAACGGAAUGCGUGCAUGCAUGAUAAGCUAUGCUGCCAUGACGGGAUAUCCUCCGGAUUCUGGUCGAUAUGUGGAAAGUAUGAAACGACAAAGCGUAUAUCGUGCCAUAGUUCAACGAAGUGACGAUGUUCGAUUAUUCGGCAAAUGGGUUAUUCUGUAUCGCAACAAUAAAACCAAAUCAAUUGAUAAUCGUACAAUAUCGGAGGAUAUAUCAUUUAUAUCGUGGAAAUCCGAACAAGCCGAUAAUUGUUUAUUUAUCAUUAAGAAUUUCAUAGAUCGCAUUCUCCUAAAAUCGGUUGAAAAUUUCACCGAAUUUGGCUAUGCUGAAUUUGAACAGAAACGUAAAUUUUUCCACAUCCUAAAUAUGUACAAUGCCUUUUUGAAAUCAUCGGAAGCCACUGUAUCCAGUCGGGUCAAUUUCGAAGUGUCACAUGAGCUUUUCAAAGGUUUCCUAUUGGUGAAAUUUCAAAUUGAAGCCAGUUCAAAGGAUGUCAAUCGGGUGAGGCUCGUAGAGAAAUAUUUUAAUUUAUGGAUGCGUCAAAUACAGGGAAUUCAGGUGGAGGGUAAACAAAUCCAAAGAGAUAGUCCCGACGUGGGACCGCUACAAAUGUUGGUUCUGUGGCGUCGUAUGUUGGCCCGUUAUACCUCAAUUAAGGAAUUUGUUUCCUCGCAGGCUUUCAAUAAUCACAAACAAUGUUUGACAUUGUCAAGGUCAUCGAAGCUAUUGAAGAAAUGGUCGGAAAUUGACAAUCAAGUGACUUUGGUCUUAAACGAAGCCAAAGAUAAUGUUAGAUAUAUAACUUCGCUACAAAAGUGCUGGGAUCCUUUAUACAGAUCAUCUCCCGAUGAAAUAAUUAGCAGUCUACCUGGUCUAUUGAUAGCGAUACGCAAUGUUUCCAAGGCGGCCCAUUACUUCAAUACACCAAGCAAUGUAACGGGUCUCUUUGUGAAAAUCUCCAAUCAAUUGACAAUAGUUAGUAAAAACUUUCUAACCGAUAAUGGACAGAAAUGUCGAAAAAUUAUCGAAGUCUACAAGGAUCAAUAUCAUACGACAUGUCGUGAUAUGGCCGAGGCGGAUGAGAAACCAUGGAUAAUAUCAUCGGUUUAUAUUUUUACUUGUCUAGAGAAAUUUCUGGAACGUUUGGAUAAGAUUAAAUCGAUUUGCAUUACCGAAAUAACCUAUACCGUGUUCGAUCGUAUACGCAUUAGCGGCAUGGAGAAAUUCAAUGCGAUAAUAAAAAAUGCCAAAGCGGUGAUUAGUUCCAAACCCUAUGAUCCAUUAAAUUAUCGCAGCGAUACAUUCGACAAGGACUACGAACGUUUCGUGAAAGAUGUCGAAAAGGCCGAAGUCGGCAUGCAACAGUUCGUAAAGCAACAAAUAACGAAUGUGCCAACAGCCGAAUCGGUUUUGUUGAUAUUACAGCGAUUUGAACGGCUGAACUUGGAAUGUUUGUGUUUGGAUCGUCGUUAUUUGGAAGUCUGUGAAAUGCUGGAAAAGGAAAUGUUCCAGCUGAAAGAUGUCUACAACGAGGAACGCGGAGAUCCAUAUGUUUCCCGUAACUUACCACCCGUCGCCGGACGUAUUAUGUGGAUACGUUCGUUAUUCCAAAAAAUCGAUAUACCCAUGAAAGCUUUAAAGGAGCGCACCUGUGUUUUGGCCAACAAAAAAGCUCAACGUGUUGUCCGAUAUUAUAAUUAUAUCAAUGGCAUAAUCUGCCAUUAUGAAAUGACAUAUCACAAGGCAUGGUUCGAUUACGCCGAAGAAGUUCGUUGCCUGUUGAAUUCACCGAUUUUAAAUUGUAAUAAAGAUGCUGCCAUAUAUACGGUGAAUUUAGAUCCAGCCAUAAGGCAGUUGAUAAAAGAGACGGAAUGGAUGUGGAAAUUGAAGUUGGAGGUGCCAAAUAUUGCCUCUGUCGUUACCUAUUGUAAGGAGAUUAUAUUGAGACCUGCAGAAUCUCUGAAAAAUGCCAUACAGCAAUUUGAUAAAUUGCGCCGCAGUAUUACGCCAGUCUUCAUCAACAUAAUGCGUUUUCGUUUAAAGGAGAUAUCGGUUUUGCUGAAACCGGGUCUGUCGACCAUAACAUGGCUAUCGGAAAAUUUAGAAGAUUUUGUGAGAGGUGUGGAGGAGAAAAUCAAUGAAGUAUCGACAUUUUAUCAAACUAUUCUGAACAUCGAUUCCAUUCGGAUAAUGAAUGAAAUGAAAUCCCUGCAACAAUAUAUGUAUAUGUACACCCCCACAACGGGACCUGUAUCCUCUGAAAAAUUCUAUGAAAACUGUAAUAGCUUACGUUUGGAAAUCGAAAAGGAAUUGGAAAAGAAAUCUGUGUGUAUGGAACGAGCCGUUAUCGAUUUGUGUAAUAUGUUUGUAGAGUUAUUGGAUUUCGGGCCAUUGGAUUCGAAAGGACGAAGGGUUUUCCAAUUACCACCAGAUAAAAUUAACGAUUCAAAUUGGCGUGAGGAGGGUGUUAUGCCCAUCGACAAAUGGGAUUGGAUACAAUUUCAGAAAAUCUAUCGUACAAUCUAUUUGGUACCCGAUGACAUUCUGAAAACUUUGCAAUUUAAAAAUUACGAAAAUAUCCGUUAUGAGUUGCAUCAUUUGCGUAACGAUUGCAUGGAUUUGUUUUCGUAUUAUAAUUCGAAAAUGAUUCUAGCGCUGGUGGGAUGUUCGAAACGUUCGUUGGACUAUGUGCGUCAGACGAUUUUGAGAACUAAUUGGCGCACCGAUUUGCGACCUCCUAUUCUCUAUACGGAACUUGAAAUAUAUUUGGAAUCCUCUUGUAGCAUCGUUCCAAAUCUAGAAGUGAUGCAAGCUGAUUUUCAUCGUUCUGUUUUAAAUUGUACGGAAAUUAAUUAUUUUGUUACCACCUGGGGAAAACAGGCAAAGACCCACGAGAGAAGACAGCGUCGGGUUACUGUGGAUGAAAAUCGCUACGAACGUAACUACUUCCGUUAUGUCAUCGAACAAAAGGAAAUUGUGAGAGCGAUAACAAAUCUUGCCAAUGGCCUAAUGAUGUUCAAACCUAACAUCGAUGAAUUCCUAAAGGAAAUAUUCAAUAAACACAAAUAUCUUUGGUCCGCAGAGAGGGAAGCCAUUAUCGAAAAGUUUGUCAAUACAAAUCCUCUUACCGUCGAUAUACGCGAUAAAUUUAUAUAUUACGAUGAAAUAACGGAACAUCUGGAAAAUGCCAUACCACGGCAUGUUAUCGGGCCCAUUGAAAUUCGAAUGGAGAAAGCCUAUGAAAAAUUCGUCGAAGAAUCGAAAAAAUGGAAAAUGUGUUUGGGCCAGCUGCUCAGUGCCCGCUACAAGAAACAAUUAGAUGAAAUGGUUGAUUUCAUUUCGGAACAGGAAAACAUCCUAGGGAAGCCGAUUAACGAUUUGGAUGAUGUCCGUUUGGCAAUGUUGUGUUUGGAAAAGAUUCGUGAUAAUUUUAUUGAAAUGGAUAUGCAUUUGGGUGUUAUUAUUGAUGCCUAUGGUCUAUUUUCCCAAUAUAAUAUUUAUAUACCUCGAGAUGAUUACGAUAAGGUGGAUAGUUUACAGUUGUCCUUUAAUCGUAUGCUGAAUAACACCAAAAACGUUUCAAAUCGCAUUGCCGAAAUGGAAGGACCUCUCCUUCUCGAGUUGACCAAUGGCAUUGCCGAAUUUGUACAAGAAUUCGAACAAUUCAAUAUCGAUUUUGAAGCCAAUGGACCCAUGGUUGAUGGCAUCUCGGCCAAAGAGGCCAGUGAUCGGGUGUUUCUCUUUCAAAAUCGUUUCGACGAACUUUGGCGUAAAUAUGAAAUGUACAAUAGCGGUGAGAAGUUAUUCGGUUUACCCGUCACCGAAUAUCCGCUGCUGCAUCAGAGAAAACGAGAAUUCAAUUAUCUCAAUCGUUUGUAUUCGUUGUACAUUCAAGUGUUGAAGACGAUUGCCGAUUAUUAUGAAAUGCCAUGGGCCGAGGUGGAUAUUGAAAAAAUAUCUACAGAUUUGGCAGAUUUCCAAGUACGCUGUCGAAAAUUACCCAAAGGAAUGCAAACAUGGCCCGCCUAUAUUGUGUUGAAAACGAAAAUUGAUGAUUUCAAUGAAACAUGUCCGCUGCUGGAGCUAAUGACCAAUAAGGCCAUGAAGGAGAGACAUUGGGUUCGUUUGAAUGCCCUUCUGAAAAGUGAUUUUGAUCCGACGAGUUUUAAAUUUACCUUGGGCAAACUGCUGGAGGCCCCCAUCCUCCAGAACAAAGAGGAUGUGGAGGAUAUUUGUGUGGGUGCCGGCAAAGAAUUGGACAUUGAGGCUAAGCUGAAGCAGGUCAUCAUUGAUUGGUCGGUGGUAAAUAUCCAAUUGGGUAUGUUUAAAAAUCGCGGUGAAUUGGUGCUGAAGGGUGGUGAAACUCUGGAUAUUAUUGCUGCUUUGGAGGAUAGUAUUAUGGUUAUGAACUCGCUGUCAUCGAAUCGUUACAAUGCCCCCUUCAAGAAGGACAUACAAUUGUGGCUGAGCAAAUUGGUCAACACUGGGGAGAUAUUGGAAAAAUGGUUAAUGGUCCAGAAUUUAUGGAUUUAUUUGGAGGCCGUAUUUGUGGGUGGUGACAUUGCCAAACAGCUGCCGAUGGAGGCAAAACGUUUCACAAAUAUCGAUAAGAAUUAUGUCAAGAUAAUGUAUAGGGCAAGGGAGAUUCCGAAUGCGGUGGAAUGCUGCACGGCAGAUGAGAAUUUGGCAAAUACUUUGACAUGGUUAUUGGAUCAGCUGGAGACAUGUCAAAAAUCGCUGACAGGAUAUUUGGAAUCGAAAAGAUUGCUGUUUCCGCGUUUCUUUUUUGUAUCCGAUCCUGUGUUGUUGGAAAUAUUGGGACAAUCAUCUGACCCGACAUCGAUUCAGCAGCAUUUAUUGAGUAUAUUCGAUGCAGUGGCAUAUGUUGAUUUCCAAGGUGGCGAUACUAUUGUCGCCUUGAAUUCUUCAAAUCAUGAAAAAAUCGCUUUGGAAAACCCUGUGCAAUGUAUCGGCAGUGUUGAAAUCUGGUUAAAUCGUUUACUCAAGGAAAUGCAGGACACAAUGCGCACGGUACUGGCCGGGAUGGCAGUUAGUUUCAAUGACCCACAAUUUAAUUUUGCCGAAGAAUUUGCCUCAUUUUGUGGGCAGGCGGGUAUUAUUGGUGUACAGCUGUUGUGGACUCGAGAUGCUGAAUAUGCUCUGCGAAAAUGCCGAACCGAUAAGGGUAUUAUGAAAAGGACGAAUACGAAAUUUUUAAAUUUGUUAAAUCAUUUUAUUGAUUUGACGGUGAAAGAUUUGACACCCUUGGAUCGGAUACGUUUUGAGACCAUGGUGACCAUACAUGUACAUCAAAGAGACAUCUUCGAUGAUUUGUGUAACAUGCGCAUCAGGUCCGCUGGAGACUUUGAGUGGCAGAAACAGGCUCGUUUCUAUUAUAACGAUGAAAAUGAUGACAUCAUAGUUGGUAUUACCGAUGUCAAUUUUAUAUAUCAAAAUGAAUAUUUGGGGGUGACGGAGCGAUUGGCCAUAACUCCCCUAACAGAUCGUUGUUACAUUACACUGGCCCAGGCAAUCGGAAUGUCAAUGGGUGGUGCUCCAGCUGGACCUGCGGGUACUGGAAAAACCGAAACUACCAAAGAUAUGGGCAGAGCUUUGGGAAAACUGGUUGUGGUCUUCAAUUGCUCAGAUCAAAUGGAUUUUCGUGGUUUGGGUCGUAUCUAUAAAGGAUUAGCUCAGUCCGGUUCGUGGGGUUGUUUUGAUGAGUUCAAUCGUAUUGAAUUGCCUGUACUCUCAGUGGCGGCCCAGCAAAUUUACAUUGUGUUAACCGCUCGCAAAGAGAAACGUACUUCGUUCAUCUUCAGUGAUGGUGAUCUGGUAACACUGAAUCCCGAAUUUGGCCUGUUCAUCACCAUGAAUCCCGGCUAUGCUGGACGUCAGGAGCUACCGGAAAAUUUAAAAAUUAUGUUUCGUACUGUGGCCAUGAUGGUACCGGAUCGAGCCAUUAUCAUUCGAGUCAAAUUAGCCAGUUGUGGUUUUAAAGAGAAUUUAAUACUCUCACGAAAGUUUUUCACCCUGUACAAGCUGUGCGAGGAACAGCUAUCGAAACAGGUUCAUUAUGAUUUUGGUCUAAGGAAUAUUCUAUCAGUUCUGCGGACAUUGGGUGCCCAGAAACGUGCCAAUCCCAGUGAUACUGAGGAGACAAUUGUAAUGCGUGUCCUGCGUGACAUGAAUGUAUCCAAACUGAUCGAUGAAGAUGAGGGAUUGUUUUUAUCCCUCAUUGAAGAUAUGUUUCCUGGAAUAAAACUGACCACAGCUGCCCAUAAGGAUUUGCAGAGGGCCCUUAGCAAGGUGACCGAAGAUUUAGGUUAUGUAAAUAAUCCCGAAUGGAAUUUAAAAGUGGUACAACUUUAUGAAACUUCACUGGUACGACAUGGAUUGAUGUUAAUGGGCCCCACUGGAUCGGGUAAGACCAGUUGCACAAUUGCCAUGUUACGCUGCUUCACCGAAAUGGGUCAUCCCCAUAAGGAGAUGAGAAUGAAUCCGAAAGCUAUAACAGCACCACAAAUGUUUGGACGUUUAGAUGUGGCCACCAAUGAUUGGACGGAUGGUAUUUUUUCCACGCUGUGGAGACGAUCACUGAAAGUACCCAAACAUCAGAAUACAUGGAUUGUUUUGGAUGGUCCUGUGGAUGCGGUAUGGAUUGAAAAUUUAAAUUCAGUUUUGGAUGACAACAAAACACUGACACUAGCCAAUGGUGAUCGUAUUAAAAUGGCGGAGAAUUCGAAGUUGGUGUUUGAGCCGGACAAUGUGGAUAAUGCAUCACCGGCCACCGUAUCCAGGGUGGGUAUGACUUUUAUGAGUUCAUCGGUGUUGAGAUGGAAUGUUUAUAUGGAGGCCUGGGUCAGACGUCAACCUGCCUUUGAACAGGAUGUGUUUCGUCGCUGCUUUGGCGCCAUCUAUGAUGAGGCCCAUUUAUAUCUGCAGACGAAGCUAAUUGCAAAAAUGAAAAUCUUGGAAGCGAUUUAUAUAAAACAGCUCUUGGAAAUAUUGGAUGGCCUGUUAAGCGAUUGCCCUAACCGCUCGGAGAAGUUUUUAGAGCGUACCUUCCUCUUUGCCAUGAUGUGGACAUUGGGAGCGGUAUUGGAAAUUAAUGAACGUGACAAAUUGGAGGAGUUCUUCCUGAAACAUCCAUCGAAAUUGAAAUGGCCCAAAAAACAACCUGGUGAAACGGUCUUCGAAUAUUAUGUCGACGAAAGUGGCAAUUGGCAGCAUUGGAAUAAUCGUGUCGAACAAUUUAUAUAUCCGGAAGAUUCUAUCCCCGAAUUUUCAUCCAUUCUUGUCCCAAAUGUGGAUAAUGUUCGCACCGCCUUUCUCAUGCACAACAUAGCGAAGCAGAAGAAACAGGUCCUACUGAUCGGUGAACAGGGUACAGCUAAAACUGUAAUGAUCAAGGGAUAUAUGGCCAAUUACGAUCCGGAAUUUCAUUUAUCGAAAUCUUUUAAUUUUUCAUCGGCCACUACCCCGAAUAUGUAUCAGCGCAUCAUUGAAUCAUAUGUCGAGAAGAGAGUUGGUACAACCUAUGGCCCACCUGGCCAGAGAUCAAUGACAAUUUUCAUUGAUGACAUCAACAUGCCGGUGAUAAAUGCCUGGGGUGAUCAAAUUACCAAUGAAAUUGUGCGGCAAAUGAUAGAGCAGAGGGGUUUCUAUUCACUGGAUAAACCGGGCGACUUCUCGACAAUAUUGGACAUACAAAUACUGGCUGCCAUGAUUCAUCCGGGUGGUGGCCGUAAUGACAUCCCACAUCGUUUGAAACGACAUAUGGCCAUAUUUAAUUGUACUCUACCCAGUAAUAAUUCCAUGGAUCAAAUAUUUAGUCAAAUUGGUAGUGGUUACUUCUGCCCGGCGCGUUUCAAAGAAGAAGUUGUCGAAAUAAUUCCCCAAUUGGUCCCACUAACCCGAAUCUUUUGGCAGAAUGUCAAAGUGAAAAUGUUACCGACUCCCUCCAAUUUCCAUUACGUUUUCAAUUUACGUGAUUUAUCACGCAUUUGGGAGGGUAUGUUAAAGGUGGCCAGUGAAGAAUGUCAAACGGUCGGGAAUGUUUUGAAGUUGUGGCGUCAUGAAUGUACUCGGGUAAUUGCCGAUCGUUUUACGGAUUAUAAAGACACAGCAUGGUUUAUCGAUCGAAUGAAGAAAGAUGUUAAGGCGAAUUUAAGUGAAGAAUAUUGGGAGGAGUUUCCCGAGGAUGAGACAUUCUUUGUGGAUUUUCUAAGAGAUCCACCCGAUGCCCAGGAGGAUGAUGAGGAUAUAUCAUUGGAACCACCAAAGAUCUACGAAGAAAUUUUGAGCAUGGACCAAGUCAAGGAUCGUGUGCUGUGGUAUAUGGGCCAAUUCAAUGAAUACGUGCGCGGUUUUCAUAUGGAUAUGGUAUUUUUCCAUGACGCAUUGGUCCAUUUGAUAAUUGUAUCGCGUAUUUUGAGCAUGCCACGUGGUAAUGCCCUACUUGUGGGCGUUGGUGGUUCGGGCAAACAAAGUUUAACCCGUUUGGCUUCAUUUAUUGCGGGUUAUAAAUUUUUCCAAAUCACAUUGACUCGUGCAUAUAAUGCUGGCAAUUUGAUCGAUGAUUUGAAAUAUUUAUAUCGCACAGCAGGCCUGGAGGGUCAAGGCAUAACCUUCAUAUUUACCGAUAAUGAAAUAAAAGAUGAAGCGUUUUUGGAAUUCAUAAAUAAUAUUUUGAGUUCGGGUGAAAUUGCGAAUUUGUUUGCCAAGGAUGAAAUGGAUGAAAUUUACAACGAAAUUAUACCCAUAAUGAAAAAGAAGCAGCCUCGACGUCCACCAACACAGGAUAAUCUCUACGAUUUCUUUUUAUCAACUGCUCGGUCCAAUUUGCAUGUGGCCCUGUGUUUCUCACCGAUCGGUGAAAAGUUUCGUGCCCGUUCUCUGAAAUUCCCCGGCCUAAUAUCCGGUUGUGUCAUUGAUUGGUUCCAAAAAUGGCCAGAAGAUGCUCGGAUAGCUGUCUCUAGACAUUAUCUCGAAAACUUUGAAAUAGUUUGCUCACCAACUGUAAAGGAAAACGUAAUGGACAUCAUGAGCUGGAUUCACGAAAGUGUUUCCGAAACAUGUCUGUCGUAUUUUGAACGUUUUCGCCGUACCACUUUUGUUACACCCAAAUCGUUAAUUUCAUUUUUGGAAAGUUAUAAAAAACUCUACAAAGAUAAACAGGAAAAUAUUAUCGUGUUGGCGGAACGAAUGUCAUCGGGUUUGGAUAAGCUGGAUGAGGCAGGUGCUUCGGUGGCGGUGUUGAAAAAAGAUUUGGUGGAAAUGAAUAAGGUGAUUGUUGUGGCAACGGAAGAGGCUGAAGUGGUGUUGCAAAAUGUCGCCGAAUCGACGGCAGCUGCGGAAAUUGUUAAAGCCCAGGUGGCCGAAAAGAAGGGUCAGGCUGAAGCUUUGGUGAAAAUUAUUUCAGCUGAUAAAGAAGUUGCAGAAGCGAAGUUGGAAAAAGCCCGCCCGGCGUUGGAAGAAGCUGAGGCGGCAUUAAAGACCAUUAAAGCUGCCGACAUUGCCACAGUACGAAAAUUGGGUAAACCGCCAUAUUUAAUUACCCUUAUCAUGGAUUGUGUAUGCAUUUUGUUCCGCAAGCGCAUCAAAGCCAUUCGACCCGAUAUGGAAAAACAAUUCCUGCAAAGUUCUUGGGAAGAAUCGCUGAAGGUAAUGUCCGAUACGAGUUUCCUAAAGAAAAUUGUGGAAUAUCCGACGGAUAUUAUAAAUGCUGAAAUGGUCGAUUUGAUGUUGCCAUAUUUUAAUUAUAGCCUUUACACCUUUGAGGCUGCCAAAGUGGCCUGUGGCAAUGUGGCUGGCCUGCUGUCGUGGACCAUUGCCAUGGCCAAGUACUAUGAGGUAAACAAAGAAGUGUUACCGCUAAAAGCCAAUUUGGCAGUGCAGGCUGCCAAACAUGCAAAAGCUUCCAAUGAUUUGCGGGAAGCUGAGGAGCUUUUUGCUGCCAAGGAACGGGAGCUGGCCAAAGUUCAACAACAAUUCGAUGAGGCCAUUGCCAAGAAAAAUGCUGUACUGGAGGAGGCAAAGAAGUGCCAGGACAAAAUGGAUGCAGCCACGGCAUUGAUAAAUGGUUUAGCUGGCGAGAAGAUACGAUGGACAGAACAAAUUGCUCAGUUCAAGAGUGAAACAGAGCGAUUAGUUGGCGAUACCAUCAUGUUGACGGCCUUCUUGUCCUACACGGGGCCCUUUAAUCAGGAAUACCGCAACGAUCUGCAGGCUCAAUGGUUGAAACAAAUUAUGGAUCGGCUAAUACCGAUAUCGGGAAAUUUAAAUAUUAUUGAUAGUCUAACGGAUCGUACCCAAAUUGGGGAAUGGAAUUUGCAGGGUCUACCCACCGAUGAGUUGUCUAUACAGAAUGGUAUUAUUGCCACCAAGGCGGUACGAUUUCCUCUGCUGAUUGAUCCCCAGUCCCAGGGCAAAGCUUGGAUAAAGAACAAAGAAAAGGAAAACGGUCUGAUUGUCACCAAUUUAUCGCAUCGUUAUUUCCGAACCCAUAUAGAGGAUGCCGUUAGCAUGGGACUGCCGGUGAUAAUUGAAGAUGUGGCAGAAGAAUUGGAUCCAUGUUUGGAUAAUGUCUUGGAUCGCAAUCUACUAAAAGUCGGUACAACAUUCAAGAUCAAGUUGGGCGAUAAGGAAAUCGACUAUAAUGCCGCAUUUCGUUGUUACAUCACCACGAAGUUACCCAAUCCCUUGUAUUCCCCAGAGAUAUCGGCCCGUACAUCCAUUAUCGACUUUACUGUGACCAUGAAAGGCCUGGAAGAUCAGUUGUUGGGUCGAGUAAUUCUAACCGAACGCAAAGAGCUGGAAGAAGAGCGAACAAAUCUGGUGGAGACGGUAACAGGAAAUAUGAAGAAAAUGAAAGAAUUGGAAGCCAAUCUGCUGCAUAAACUCUCCACGACGCAAGGCAGCCUGCUGGAUGAUGUCACCGUGAUUGAGGUUUUGAAUACCAGUAAAAAUACCGCCAUAGAUGUCAAGGAGAAAUUGGACGUGGCCAAAAUCACGGAGGCAAAAAUUAACGUGGCUCGAGAAGAAUAUCGUCCGGUGGCCACUCGAGGAAGUGUACUCUAUUUCCUUGUCUGCUCCAUGGCCAAUGUCAAUAUGAUGUAUCAAACUUCGUUGGUACAAUUCCUGGAGAGAUUUGAUGCCAGUAUGCAUUUAUCGGCCAAGACCCAUAUUACCCAGAAGAGAAUCAAGCGAAUAAUCGAAUACUUGACCUUCGAGAUUUAUCGCUAUAAAUCCCGAGGCCUUUAUGAAAAGGAUAAAUUCCUAUUUGUCCUGUUGAUGGCCUUGAACAUCGAUCGUCAAAUGGAAAUCAUUAGCUAUGAAGAAUUUCAGAACUUCAUAAAGGGUGGGGCUGCCUUGAAUCUCAAUGAUUGUCCACCCGUUCCGUACAAAUGGAUUACCGAUGAAACUUGGCUGAAUUUGGUGCAACUAUCUAACUUGGCCGCCUUUUCUCAGGUCCUUAAUAAAAUUUCCAACAACGAGAGAUCCUGGUUCCAUUGGUAUAAAAAGGAAUGCCCCGAAAGUGAAGUUAUACCAGAUGGCUACAACAGCCUCGAUCCAUUCCGCCGUCUACUCCUCAUACGCUCCUGGUGUACAGAUCGCACCCUCUCACAGAGCAGACAAUAUAUUGGCCACUCGUUGGGAGAACGUUUUGCUGAACCCGUAGUUCUCAAUUUUGAUGGCCUUCUCUCGGAAAGUAAACCUUUAGUGCCGAUUAUAUGUUUCCUAUCGAUGGGUUCAGAUCCCUCCUCAAAUAUUGAGGCAUUGGCAAAGAAAAAUGAAUUGAAAUGUUAUCCCAUAUCAAUGGGCCAGGGCCAAGAGAUACAUUCCCGAAAAUUGGUAUCAAUGUGCCUGGCAGAAGGUGGUUGGGUUCUACUGCAAAAUUGCCAUCUGGGAUUGGAAUAUAUGCAUGAAUUGACUUUGCUUCUACUCGAUCUUGAGAGGGGUGAGGAGUCGGCCUAUCAUCCAGAUUUUCGUAUUUGGAUAACCACAGAACCACAUCCAGGAUUUUCCAUAACUCUGCUACAAAUGUCACUGAAAUUUACCAAUGAACCUCCUGCAGGGGUACGUGCCGGUCUCAAGCGUACCUAUGGCAAUUUAUCACAAGAUUUUCUUGAUUAUUCCCAAUCGGAAUUCUACCAUCCCCUCGUCUAUGCCAUUUCCUUUCUCCACUCGGUGGUACAAGAACGUCGUAAAUUUGGUCCACUCGGCUGGAAUAUACCCUAUGAAUUUAAUUCAGCCGAUUGGUAUGCCAGUUGUCUAUUCGUGCAAAAUCAUUUAGAUGACCUGGAACCGGGUAGGGGUAUUAGCUGGAACACCGUUCGCUAUAUGUUGGGUGAGGUACAAUAUGGUGGCCGUGUCACAGAUGAUUAUGAUAAACGGCUGCUGAACACGUUCGGUCGUGUUUGGUUCCAUGAUCAAUUGUUCGCGGAGACAUUUGAAUUCUUUAAGGGUUAUAAAAUACUUAGCUUUAAGGAACAGGAAGCGUAUUUGGCUGCCAUAGAAGAGUUGCCGAACAUCGAUCCGCCACAGGUUUAUGGUUUUCAUUCGAAUGCUGAAAUAACAUAUCAAACGAAUACGACGCGAUCGAUUUUGGAUACAAUUAUAUCAAUACAACCGAAGGAAUCCUCUGGCGGUGGCGGGGAGACUCGUGAGGAUAAAGUUGCACGACAAGUCCGAGAAAUGCAAAGCAAAGCUCCAAUGCCCUAUGAUCUGUUUGAGGUAAAGGAACGGCUUAGGGCAAUGGGUGCCUUAAGUUCAAUGAAUAUUUUCUUAAGGCAAGAAAUUGAUCGGAUGCAAAAGAUUAUCAUUUUGGUUCGCAGCACCCUAAAAGAUCUGCUUCUUGCCAUUGAGGGUACCAUUAUUAUGAGUGAACAGUUAAGAGAUGCUUUGGAUAAUAUUUUUAAUGCUCGUGUACCGGCCAUUUGGCAAAAAGGCAGUUGGGCAUCGUCGACAUUGGGUUUUUGGUUUACCGAAUUGUUGGAGAGAAAUGCCCAGUUUCAUGGCUGGUGUUUUGGGGCCCGUCCCGUUGUCUUUUGGAUGUCUGGGUUCUUUAAUCCACAAGGUUUUCUCACCGCCAUGAAACAAGAGGUGGCCAGAGCCCAUCAUGGCUGGGCCCUGGAUCAAGUCAGCAUGACAAAUGAAGUUUUGAAAAUCGGCAGCGAAGAAUGUAAGAAACCACCCAAGGAGGGUGUCUAUGUUCAUGGUUUGUAUUUGGAUGGUGCAGGUUGGGAUCGUAAAACAGCACGUCUGGUUGAAUCGACCAAUAAGGUUUUGUAUGUGCUAAUGCCCGUGGUUCAUAUAUCGGCUAUUAAUUCGACAGCUCCCAAAAGCCCAAAACUUUAUACGUGCCCGGUUUAUAAGAAAAUCAAUCGCACAGAUUUGAAUUAUAUAUCACCGUUGUGGCUGAACACCGUAAAACAUCCGGAUCAUUGGAUUUUAAGAGGUGUGGCACUGUUGUGCGAUAUUAAAUAAUGUUU